Messenger RNA from Oryza sativa Japonica Group (Japanese rice), 2084 nucleotides. RefSeq lists its product as uncharacterized. The record is from RefSeq and is a predicted model, not a curated record. Gene Ontology annotation, molecular function: GMP synthase activity. Gene Ontology annotation, biological process: GMP biosynthetic process. Gene Ontology annotation, cellular component: cytosol. NCBI's taxonomy places the organism in Eukaryota, Viridiplantae, Streptophyta, Magnoliopsida, Poales, Poaceae.
AAAAAAUAUAGUCGUCGUGUUCCUCCGGCUCGGCGGCUGCAUUGACCUUGGGCUCCGCCAUGAACUCGAUGCUGCUCAGGCCGCUCCCGAGCGCGGGGGCGAGCGGUGGUCGGGGCUCGCCGGGGAGGGGGCGGGUGGUUGGCUCGGCGGUGAGUUUCGGCGGGCGCGGGAGAUGGCGGCGCGGGGUGGCGGUGGUGGCGGCGGGGGCGGGGGCGGAGGCGUCGUGGAUGGAGGAGGCGGGGGUGGCGGUGCUGGAGGAGGGGGUGAGGCGGAACCCGGCGGUGUCGGACUCGUACCGGCCGCCGGGGAUGCCGCGGCCGAACGCGACGGUGCUGGAGGCGCAGGCGCGGGUGUGCACGGGGCCCGAGCAGACGCGCCCGCUCGGGGAGGAGCAGGCCAUGCGCGUCCUCGACACCAUCCUCCGCUCCGGAAUGGGAGAACUCAAAGAUGAGCCAGUAUCCAGUGCACAACUGGGUGCAUUCUUCGCUGGCAUGACAAUAAGAGCUAAUUCCUUUCCAGAAGCCACCCAAUGGAGUGAGGGUGAGCGUCGUGCCAUGAGCUUAUUUUGGCCACGGCUUGUCAAUGUUCUUCCCCCCGAGGUGAAAUUUAUAGCAGAUCCGGAAGGAACAAUCAUGGGAGCAAAUGGUUUAACUGGACCUCGGUAUGUUGGUCAAAGCACUGCAGAGAUGAGACUUGUCAGUGCUUUGAGAGAAGUUCUUGCUGGUGGCCAUUUGGGUUAUGAGGAAGUUCAGGGUGUACUAAAGGAUGUUCUACCAGUUGAAUUAGCCAGUGCAAAUUCAACUAUGGUUAAUGAAGCACUGCUGGCAGCAUUUCUUAUUGGACAGCGGAUGAAUAGGGAGACUGAUCGCGAGCUCAAAGGAUAUUGUCUAGCCUUUGAUGAUGAAUUAGGUCCAACUCCAGUUGCUGAUGUCAAAUCAUUGACACACUAUGGUGAGCCCUAUGAUGGAAAUACACGCUUUUUCAGGAGUACUCUGUUUGUUGCAGCUGUUAGAGCCUGCUAUGGUGAGGCUUGUCUCCUCCAUGGUGUUGAGUGGAUGCCACCCAAGGGAGGCAUAACAGAAGGUCAGAUGCUUAAAUUCAUGGGUGCAAACACACAUUUGUCCACAUUACAGGCCAAAACACUACUGGAGGAUGAGAAUACCGGCUUUGCAUAUUUGGGUCUCCAAGAAGCUUGCCCACCAUUAUAUUCGAUUAUUGGGCUUAGGGAGCAUAUUAAGAAACGGCCACCGCUAGCUACCUCUGAGAAAGUUCAGCAAUUUGUGAGAGCGCGAGGAAGAGAAUCAAUGGUUGCUGGAUUUUAUCAUGUGGGCUAUGAAGAUCCAUUGCUUAUGCUCAUGAGGAGGAGAACUGUUCAUGCUGGACUAGUUGUAAAGGGUGAGGAGGGUGCGCUUUCUAUGACAACCAAAGAAAGAUCUGCUCAUGCAUCAAAAGGACUUCCAGUGAACCAUUGCUCAGGGUUCCGGAUACCAAACAGCACAGAUUUCUCCGAGACUGAUGGCAUUUCUAGAGAGGGCUUCAGUGUCAUUGUGAAUGCUCAGGAACUUGGUUUUGAAUCCACUGAGACUCCACGAACUGAUAGAUCAGUCCUGAAAAACUUGGAGUUGGGUUUGGCAGCGCUGAGUGGGGAGAAAGGACCAGCCUAUGACAGAAUAGUCCUAAAUGCUGCCAUGGUUGACCACCUCUUAGGCUGCACUGGAGCUGAGGAUAUCAAGUCCGCACUUGACAGGGCAAGAGAAGCCAUUGACAGCGGUAAAGCCCUGAGCAGGCUCAUGAAUUACAUAAAAAUCUCGCACAAAGUGUCCUAGCUCGCAAGUGUGCUGGCUGUACAAUUUUGGUUUCUGGUGUCGUGGUGGAAUACUCUCAUCGACUCAUACACGAGCACGAGUGCUUUCAAGUUGCUCAGCUAACAUGGAGAACAUCCCUGACGUGAAUAGUCACUUGCAAGGCCUUGUCAAUAAAUUAACUGAAAGUCUGAAAAACUGAAAAUGUUAGCGAUGGGGAAUACUUGAUUAAUCAAUCUUUCUUUAGCCAUGUUCUGAGAGAAUCUGGCUGCGUGUACCAUA